AUGAACACCUUCUCUACGUUCCUCGUCUUAUUCAUCCCUUGGAUCCUCAUUGCACUUGGACCCCUUCGGUGCUUCUGUGAACCUCGCAGAGGUCCGCAGUGCCAGCUCUGUUCCCAAAACCCAUUGAGCGUGCUUGGCGAAGAGGAGCGGGAACUGGCACGCAUCGCCUUUGGGGCGCGUGCGACCCCCGGGGUCGUUGGAUGUCGGCCUGGGUUUGUCCUCCGGCGUCAUUUAUUGGGGAGGCAGCGUUCCCUAAGCACCUUACCAGCAGCUUCCAUUUUGGCGUGGAAGACUGCUCUGAGCAAUGGCUGUUUGUCAUCACUGGGAACCAGAGACACCCGUCCCUACGCCAGCUUGAGCCACGCACUGCAGACACAAUGCUGUGUUUCUUCUCCCAGUCACCUGAUGGGCCAGCAGUAUAGACCAUAUAGUUUCUUCACUAAAUUGACUGCAGAUGAGCUGUGGAAAGGCGCUUUAGCGGAGAGUGGUGCCGGAUCAAGAAAAGGAAGAGGCAAAAGAACUAAAAAGAGGAAAAGAAAGGAUCUGAACAGGGGUCAGAUCAUUGGUGAAGGGCAUUACGGUUUUCUGUGGCCUGGUCUGAAUGUCCCUCUUAUGAAAAAUGGAGCAGUGCAGACCAUCGCCCAAAGAAGCAAGGAAGAGCAGAAGAAGGUGGAGGCCGACAUGAUCCAGCAGAGAGAAGAGUGGGACCGAAAGAAGAAGAUAAAGGUUAAACGCGAGCGAGGAUGGAGUGGAAGCUCCUGGGGAGGCGUCAGUCUUGGCCCCCCUGACCCUGGCCCCAAUGGAGAAACAUACGAGGAUUUUGAUACCAGGGUACUUGAGGUAAGAAAUGUUUUCAAUAUGACAGCGAAAGAGGGAAGAAAGAAAUCGGUCCGUGUCCUGGUGGCUGUGGGGAACGGAAAAGGAGCUGCAGGUUUUGCUAUUGGGAAAGCCACUGAUCGGAUGGACGCUUUCAGGAAAGCAAAGAACAGAGCAGUUCACCGUUUGCAUUAUAUAGAACGAUAUGAAGACCAUACAAUAUUCCAUGAUAUUUCAUUAAGAUUUAAAAGGACGCGUAUCAGGAUGAAGAAACAACCCAAAGGUUACGGCCUCCGCUGCCACAGAGCCAUCAUCACCAUCUGCCGGCUCAUUGGCAUCAAAGACAUGUACGCCAAGGUCUCUGGGUCUGUUAAUAUGAUCAACCUCACCCAUGGCCUGUUCCAUGGGCUCUCCAGACAGGAAACCCAUCAGCAGCUGGCUGAUAAGAAGGGUCUCCAUGUUGUGGAAAUGCGGGAGGAGUGUGGCCCUCUGCCCAUUGUGGUGGCCUCCCCCCGGGGGGCCCUGAGGAAGGAUCCGGAGCCAGAAGAGGAAGUUCCAGACAUCAAACUGGACUGGCAAGACGUGAAGGCCGCGCAGGGGAUGAAGCGCUCUGUGUGGGCUAAUUUGAAGAGAGCCGCCACGUAAGCUCUCUGGCCUUGUGCAGCCAGUUCCCGUACCUCGGAGAGACCAGGAGAGACUCAGCCCCUCACAGCUUGGGGCGUGGCCUUGGUUUUUGUUUGUUUUGAGGAAAGUUUAAUCUGUAAACUCUUCAGAAAUAAAUAAUUAACAGCUUUCA
Messenger RNA from Mandrillus leucophaeus (drill), 1612 nucleotides. RefSeq names its product mitochondrial ribosomal protein S5 (gene MRPS5). Gene Ontology annotation, cellular component: ribosome. NCBI's taxonomy places the organism in Eukaryota, Metazoa, Chordata, Mammalia, Primates, Cercopithecidae. The transcript is spliced from 13 exons. Bases 1 to 1461 code for a protein of 486 amino acids. Gene Ontology annotation, biological process: translation. Gene Ontology annotation, molecular function: RNA binding; structural constituent of ribosome. The record is from RefSeq and is a predicted model, not a curated record.